Messenger RNA from Desarmillaria tabescens, 2397 nucleotides. RefSeq lists its product as uncharacterized. The transcript has 2 exons. Lineage: Eukaryota; Fungi; Basidiomycota; Agaricomycetes; Agaricales; Physalacriaceae. The record is from RefSeq and is a predicted model, not a curated record. The coding region runs from base 364 to 2196 and encodes 610 amino acids.
AUCACUAACGCGGUUUAACAAUGACCCAGUUCUGCAGCAAUGAACUCGAGAGUGAAUCUUGCUGGCCCCAUCGUUCAGGACUGUGGUUAUACCAGCAAGGUCAAUGGAGUUUAAUCUGGAGCUUGAAGUAAUCGACUCGGGAAAGCAACUUAACAUCACCUUAUCGGCCCCCUAAUUAUGUCUUUCAUGUGUUACGGACUUGCUUCUGAGGGGUCACCUUGCAGCAACCUGAAGUUGCUUGCAGUUUGUGUCCGGUUAUUGCGCUGGUUUGGCCACGGGAUUAUUUAAACGCUUCUAACGCAUCCGCGCAGCAUAUAAUCUUCCACACGUCCCCUUCGCUCGCGCUACUCACGAAGGUGGGCCAUGUCGUUCCUCUUCUCUCGCGUUUGGUCGUCCUCCUCGAAAGACGACCAUGACGACGAUCAUACAGGAGCCCCGAGCUCGAGCGCAUACCAUGCUCCCAAUCAUUUGUAUUGGAGUAACAGUAGUACGCUGCACCUAAAUACCGCCAUGGUCAGCGCGCCGAUACAGAAACCAUCUCCGGUAUCCCUCACCGGUUUUGAUGACCACUGGCAGCAGCGAAAAAACCAACCCUCUACUGUUGCUUGGUUGAGCACAACAGAUGAUAAUGGCGAACAGAUAGUCACCAGUCUCCCUAUCGUACCGCCUCCUGCAGUACAGAAAUCUCGGCUAGGAGGUACACAUAUUCAUCCUAUUAGUCGGACUGUAUCGUCACCAGCUACGUCUCCGUCUUAUUCGUCUCCGUCUUAUUCGUCUCCGUCUCCGUCUCCGUCCACUUCCUCCCCCUCUCCUUCGUCCGGUACCAAAUUGGUUCCACCGAGAUUGCAGAUGAACCGAGCCUCAACUCGCAGUACUCAGUCUCUCCGUCUCGACUCCACCACACACGACAGAUAUGGCAAGAAGCAAUUGUCGCCUAUCGCUGAGCAAGACUAUUUCUCUCCCGAGUCGCUACGGAGGAGCAUCCCCCUGCCCUCCAUCUCCGCCGAACUAACACCGGUAAGCCCAACUACAAAUCAUAGUCACAACACAAGUGGUUCGGACAUUACUCGCCCUUCGCCUGUAUACUCCAGUCCAUUCAUCCUGCGUCCUCUAAACAGGACCGGAUCUCAGUCAUCUUCUCGUACCCAUAUCUCGACAACGCAGUCUGAGACGCCGCCAAGCAUUCCUCCCUUAGACUUGCGUCCACCAUUCCCAGGUCCUCAUCCCAGUCAUGACGGAGAUGGACCAGCGCUACGACCGAGGAAGUCAUUGAAUUUCAUACACAUGCCAACGAUUGGCAGCGAGGAGGAAGGACCAUCAGGGAGCGAGUAUGGUGGUGAAAGUGAUAUUGCUUCCCUCCACGCGGACAGUUUUGUCACAGCCAGCGAUUCAUUACACGAGCGCAGUUCAUCUAGUUAUGAUGCAGGACCCGUUCCUUUUGCGGACCGGGACUCCAAACCUGAUGAGUUCCCAAGUCUCACGACGGUUGACAGUGCCGACCCGCCUCGAUCUCCCCCAUCCGCUUCGGAAUCCUUCAUCGCCCGCCGCUGGGACCGUUUCGCCUCCUUAUACGCCGGCCCAAUCACAUUCGAAACCAAACCUAGCCGUCUGUCCCUCUCACCUGCUUGUUGGGCGUUCUGGCUAGGUUUCCUCUGCCCCUUCCUCUGGCUCGUGGGCGGGUGGCAUUUUACCAACUUUGGUGAGCAGCCCCCCAGGUUAACAUUUUGCGACUUUUACUUCAACAUUGGGUAUUGGAAGGUCGUGUACUUUUGCCAUGGAAGAAGACGGGAGAAGAAGGGCAAGGAGUGCGUGCUGCCGCGGUGGGUGGAGGAGAAGAGCGAGCAGUCGAACGAGGUAGCGAGAAUGAAUGAUGCGAGGCGUUCGAGAAGGGGGUUCUUGUUUGGCUAUCCGUUCGUUCCGCGACCUACGGUGCCGAGUGGACGACGGCAGGGUUCGUUUCGGUGUUGUUGGGAUAUGGGGGUGAAGACGUUUUCGAAGCCUAAUUGGUUCCUUGAUCACUUCUAUGGCAUCAGAUUGAGUGAGGUCAAGGGGAGGAAAGAGACUGGACGGAGGAUGAUUGAUCCAUGGAUUCAGCGGUGCAGGUACGCUUUUUGCUACCUGGUUGUUUUAUUCUUCGCUGGACUGCUUGCUGGCGCUAUUUAUCUCCUCGUCAUAAACACAAAGGGACUUCGGUAGUAUUUGAUGUAACAAGAAUAUGCAUUCCGUAUGGUGCAUACGCAAAUUAUAUGUAGGCAGAAAUACAUGUUAAAGCCAAGUUGUCACAAUAAAAAUCACCGCUAUCGUCUCUAGUGAGGUAUCUACUGGGAGGCUGUCGGUAGAGGUUUGCUUCAUAACAAAUCAAACCGGUUUGGGUGUACUAUUAAUCAUCAUGAUGGC